This is a messenger RNA of Schistosoma haematobium, 7413 nucleotides long. Its product is annotated as Gamma-tubulin complex component 2. NCBI's taxonomy places the organism in Eukaryota, Metazoa, Platyhelminthes, Trematoda, Strigeidida, Schistosomatidae. Bases 220 to 1329 code for a protein of 369 amino acids. Gene Ontology annotation, molecular function: microtubule minus-end binding; gamma-tubulin binding. The record is from RefSeq and is a predicted model, not a curated record. Gene Ontology annotation, cellular component: centrosome; equatorial microtubule organizing center; spindle pole. Gene Ontology annotation, biological process: cytoplasmic microtubule organization; meiotic cell cycle; mitotic cell cycle. The transcript has 17 exons.
CCAACUGCCGGAUGAUUUGGCUAGGGCUCAGUGACAUUUCACUGACCCUACAACACUGAUAUUGUGAACGCCGUUUAUCUUGAACUUUGCUUAACGGAAAGCCUUUUAUAAAUCAUUUUCACAGUUCAAUUCCAUCCAAAUCAAGUAGUAUCUUCUGCACCAGUUGCUGCGUUCUGAAACUUUGAAUUUGGGACUUUGCGCCAAGUCGAAAGUGUGGUUAUGGCGGGUCCUGAAAUUACUAAAAAUUCCAUUAGACAUCAUGUCCACGCUUUGUCCAAAAUGUUUGGUGUUGAUUUGAUGUAUGAUCCAAAUGUGUAUGCGUUUGCAGACAGUCUAGAAAAGAGCAUUGAUAGUUCGGCUGACACUCAGUACAACAUUCAUGAUUUAGUUACCAGACUUUGCAGCGAUAACCCACAAUACGAUGCAUUUUUACGGCGGUAUGAAGAGUUGAAACCUAGAAACAUUAGGGAACUUUCCGCUGUUGUUUAUCUCUUAUCAAAGCUGAAGUCGGACGACGCUAUACUCAGAAGUUUAGAGUAUCUUCCUUUGUCUACUAAGCCUCUUAAUGGCCAAAGCAAAGUCUCUACUAUUCCCGUUUGUGGGAAGGAUAUAGCACAUCUUCAACAUGUGAAUGACGAGUCUUGUACACAAGGAUCAAGUUCAGAGCAACCAGUCAGGAAUGAUAGUCUGAGACCCUUGUUUGGUGCGUCAGAUGAAUUAUCUUUGUUUUCAGCAUGUGGUCUUGGCGCACAUUCCAGUUCAUUUGUUCAGGCUUCCAAGAAUACAUCUAAAAAGUUGGCUUCUAGCAACACAGUCCAACCUCCAACAUUUCCUCUGCAACCAGAGUGGAUAUACUCACGCGGGACACUUUGGGAUGACUUCCUGUCGAUUUCACUUAAUUCAGAAUCUUUCCAGCAACUCCCCAUCGAAUCUCUUUCAAAUGCUGUCCAGGAAUACGCUGUUGUUAGCGAUCUACUACAGUGUUUGCAAGGUAACCAAGGAGUUUACAUCAAACCUCUGCCUUUAUCGAAUCGUUACGCAGUCCGAUGUUUUAAAGUAGAUGAAAAAAUGACUCCCGCUUUAUCAGAUACUGUAAAUAAAAUUCUCCCAGUUUGUUCGGACUAUUCAACAGUGGCUAGAUUUAUAGGUGAGAAGUCCACAUUCGAAUAUGGAACGGUCAACCAGGCACUAGCAGGUGCAAUGCGCGGUUUACUUAAGGAUUAUCUUAUUCUGUUAUGUCAACUUGAAUACCAGUAUAAAAUUGGUCAAUUGGGAAUAGUUAAACUCCACUUUUUUUUGCAAGUAAGCGAUUUUGUGAUUAAAAUUUAAAUGACAUUCAAAAGACAUUUACACAAAGCGUAAGAAGACGAAAAUCAGUCUAGAAUCCUAAGAGGUAAUGAUUUCGAAUCCGAAGCUUGGAAAUAGACUAGUUAGGAGUGUGGUGAAAAUCUUAAAGGUUCAUUAUGAGGUUGGUGUUCAUACACAGGCCUGUUUGUGAGAUAGUUACUACUUCUGGUACGAUUGGUUCCUGUUGUAUCUCUUGCAGACACUUCAUAGAUAUAUAUUCUCUUCAAAGUUGUCAACAUAUCGAAUUUACUUUACCAACUAAAAAUUCAAUAAACAUAAGAUUCGAAAUACGCCUUUUAUUAUAGAUUUCUAUCAUUGAAGUCCCAGUUUAAACUGUUUGGUUUUUAGUUGAGUUAAUACCAAUCAAAACUCCCCUCUUAUCCAUAUUUUUUCGAUGGGCAACCUUUUAGUAUCAUUAUUUUUCAUACCAUUGUAUGUAAAACGAAGACAACCUCAGAGUAUUGUGACAAGCCAACACAUGAUAAUUCAAUACUAAUGCCUUUCAUCUUGUUGUAUCACUUCAUAAACAGACCACCUCCCUACUUUUGCAGCUCACUCUCAACUAUCAUUGCUCCUGUAUGGUUGUCACCGGGAUAACAUGCAUAAUAUGUUCAGGUUGUGUGACCCAAUAUUUCAAAAUAUAUGUUGAAUGACAAUUCCCUUUUUGCCCAGUGACAUGUUACUGGACCCUAGGAGUAACUACACAGUGUUGUCAGUCAGUGUGUUCUUCGUGAGUCAAGGAUGGUUGAACUGAUUACAUGCUCUUAUUUUACUUACUGUAUUUUUGUGAAGGACUUUAAUAAUGUUCAUAAACUUACGUAUUCACCCCUAACAAACGGUUCCAGAGAACAGUUUUAUCCAGCUCACGCAACCAUAAAUACAACAAUAUUCUUCAAUGAAUACAACUAUGAUGAUGGAUCCGAACGAAAAUCUAUCCAUUCUUUAUGAAACAGCCUCAUGAGUUUCUCACAAUCGUCAGAGUUCUAUAAAAGCUAAUAUUUCACGUAAGAUUAGAGGGAGAACGCAUAAUCACAUGCCUUAUUUAUGCUCUUUGUAAGUAUAUGUGUCACAAUUGCGCUCUAAAGCACUAAACAUCUUAAAAUAAUUUGGAAUUUGCGCAACAAAAGAAAGUGCAGUUCAAUAAUUGUUUCAAAAUGACUCAGUAAGAGCAGAUGGAAACCACCUAUCUUCUUCCAUUACCCAAAACAAUUGACACAGAUCAUUCGGUUGUUAAUAACUCAGCCUUUGUAAUAUUGUAUAAAAGUUAUUUAGUGAGAAUGGUUGGAUUUGUUGGACCGUUAAUCACACUCAAGUCCUAAUCCUUUUUGUAUGUUUGAAAACAAUUUAUACUUCUGGUAAACCUAUCCUGAUAUUAUUGAUUUGUUAGUCGGAGUUAUGAUUUGAAUUAUUUCUUCCCUAUCUUUGCUUUUCUUAUCUCCCAGUUUGUCUAAUAUUAGCUUUUCAUAUAUGAAUAUCUUAUUAAGUAAAUAUGUAAUCAGGCUGUUCGGAAUAUAUUCCGCUGGUAUAUAUAAUAUUGGUCUUAUAAAUUUCGCUUUCUCAUUGCACCAUUUAAAUUUAUCAAAUGGGAUAGCUUUCGAAGGUAGCAGGGAUGGUUUGUUACCCAAACAACAAACUAACAGAUUAAUUUAUCUUGAAACAAGUCAUACGAGUUUAUUACUCUCUUAAACACAAGAUAUAUUUGGGUUUGUCGUUGAUUUUAAAAAUAAAUGUGUUACAUCUGCAAGGAGUGGCAUGGGUUUUUCAAUCUGCCAAUGUGUUGUGACUUUCUUUUUACGAAAAGUUAAAAAAUGUUGGAAUAUUGAGAUGCAAAAAAUCCGGGUUACUUAAAGUAAAAACUAGCUAUGCCAUGUAAACUAUCCACUCAAUUAAACUUCACUUUUAAUAAUAUUUUUAUUUUUAUUUAUGAAGGAAACAGCUACCGCUUUUAAUCAGUUGACUCGCCUUGUUUAUAAUAUAAACACAGGACAGUGUUCUGGUGGUGCAGUGUUAUCAGUAUUGUAUGAUUCUCUAAGGUCUGUUUAUGGUGUUAAACAAUUACAUGAUUUAAUGCUUUAUCUCCUGUGUUCUGCUACCGUACCUUUUUUUAAAAUUCUUCAAAAAUGGAUAUAUCGGGGUGUAAUUUCUGACCCAUAUAAAGAGUUUUUCAUUUCAGCUGGAUCUAUGCCGAAUUUUUAUGAUCCUGAUAAAGCAUCUCCAAAUAAUCUUCAUUCAGCUUCAUUCCAGUUUGACCGUUUUACACAGAAUUAUGUGGACUGGGCAUUCUUUUGGGAGUGUCAUUAUUCUCUUGUACCAAUAAACUUACCAAGUUUUCUUGAACCUAAUGCUUCGAAAAUUCUUAGUACGGGCAAGUAUUUGAAUGUUGUACAGCAAUGCGCCGAUCGUUAUGAGCUUCCUACGUGUGAAGAACUUGUUUAUAAUAAAGAGCAUUCAGUGUUUCUUGAUAAAAUUGACCAAGCUCAUCUGUACGCAAGCAGUUUAUUAUUGAAAUUGAUGCUGCAACAAAAGGAUUUAAAAGAACACCUAAAGUAAUUCUAUCAUAUUUACAUUUAGUAAAUUGUCAUAAUAAUUUUCUCCAGAAAAACUAGCAUAUGUUUUAACUAAGAUGAUUACGAAAAUACGUGUACUUUACAUAAUAAUUGGUCAAUACAUUUCCUAGUUCAUUUUGCUAGUUUCAGUGAAUUGAUAUGUUUAAGUAUACUGCUUCAUUGCGAUUAGUGGUACCUGUCCUCACUUCCAGCUAGAAUCCAUUCAAAGGUUACAUAUUGUAAAUAAGAACCCUAGAGAUUCAUUUUGGAAGUCAUUUUGUUUGAAAUGGUGAGUUUUAUGUACACUGAUGACUUCUGGGACUCAUUUAGGAACGAAUAUUCUUUCAAUGAUGAAUUUGUUCUCAAGCUUAUGUUUUAGGAAAUAGACUAAUGAAGUGAAGAAGCAUUUCCCUCCAAUUUCCCAUUAUAACCCUAUAGUAAAAUAUUUAUUCUCCUAUAACAGUAAAACCAAUGCCAAAAUAUCUAUGAAAAUGACGAUUAAUGAUUUCGGAAGUAAAUAUAGGCAAUCGAAUGAACAGGGCAAUUAUAACUUUCAAAGGCAUUUUGUAACUUGCAGGUUCACGCAUGUAAUUACAAAAUGGACAAAUUAUACAGUAGCGGGUAAUAGAAUUUAAAGAGACUUUUAUCAGUUAGAAUAAUAACAAAAGUUAUGUAACGAAAUAAAGACGAACAUCAGUAAGUCAUGUAUAAACAACGGAUAUCAUAAUGGCCGGAAUUUAGAAAUAAAAGGAGAAAGGGAGUUAUAAUAGAAAUAUUAAUAAUAAGAAAUAACUAAUUCCUUAGUUACAUUUUUAGAAUAUUAAAUAAAAAUACUUCCACCUGUGUACUGCGAAUUGUUAUUUUAGUGAAUAACGCUUUAAGAAUUAGUUGUUAUUGAAAAAACCCUACUUUCUUUAGAAAUUUCCGUAACCCCUAUGUGUGGAGAGCCGCUCUUAAUAGUAGUAUUUGACUGAUUCCUUGUGAUUAUAUAUGUUUCUAUACCUGCAUACCCUUAUUCCAAAUCAGAUUGAAUAAUCCUCUACUAUUUUCAUGAAUGCUUUCAUCCUAACAAAUGAAAAUUUAUUAAUGUUUAAAACUGUUAGCUUGCUGCUACAAAUGAAAAUGCAUUAUAGUAAGUAAAACGACAAAUACCUUCUUUAAAAUAACUUCAUAUUUAUUUGUAUUGCAGAUCUGUUAAGCGUUUCUUUCUGUUGGAUCAAGGUGAUUUUAUUGUUCAUUUUAUGGAUGCCGCUGCAGCAGAAUUACGUAAAAAUAGCGAAAGUAAAAAUGAAUAUUAAUAUUAUUAUUCACAAAUGUGUUAAUCAUAAUUAUUUGCGUAUUGUGUUCAAAUACUAUUGCAUACUAUUGAGAUGUACAUUUUAAAGUUGUUUGAACAAAUUGUAUUGUUUUAAUGUGCUUGUGCUUGGGAUAAUGCUAGCUGAGACAUGAUAUCGACGUCUUUUAUAAUUGGAAAAGAGCGAGUUUUUGUCACAUACCUUUCAUGUAUUAAUCUUUUUUUUUCCAGUUAUUUCUCAACUACGUUUAAAUUCUUUAUUGGAAUUGGCACUUCGUACUAGCACUGCUAAUAGUGAUCCAUUCAAAGAUAAUUUAUCCGUUGUGAUAUUUCAAUUUGAUUUAAUCUCUCAAAUUUUAAUGGUUCUACGAGCUGGAUCAGAAGACGAACCGGACAACGUCUUACCGAUCGAGGAUAAAAAUCUUUCAGGACUAGAGGCUUUCUGUUUGGAUUAUAGAGUUGGCUGGCCUAUUGAUUUAGUGCUCAAUCGUCAAGUAAUGGAUCGCUAUCAAAUGCUUUUCCGUCAUCUUUUAUACUGCAAACAUGUUGAGAGAUUACUAUGCAACUCAUGGAUUCUAGGCAAACUUGCUCGUAAAUGUGAUAACCUUAUGACUACCUGGUUUACAACCGCUUUCCUAUUGGCCCAACGAAUGCUUAUUUUUAUUCAACAUUUCCAAUAUUACAUGUCUGUUGAGAUCAUUGAACCAGCAUGGCACAAUUUUUCCAAACGCGUUGACAAAGUAUGUUGUUGCCAAUUCCUUUAUUGUUAUAUAUACACAUACAUCAUUUCCACGUAUCCAAGUCGUUAAGCACGCACAAAGGAAAUUAACAUAGCUAUAUUCAACAAGAGAUAAAUGUAAAACACACUACUUACAAAUCACAAAAUAUUAACCUGGGCAUACAAUGAAGGCAGCUUAACUGUUGAAUCAUAAAAAAUCGUGAUAAUCGAAAAAUUUUGUUUACCAUAAAUGUGAACGUUAAUUCAUUUUAACGAUUCCAUUGGAUUUUUCGCACUGAAUAAAGAUUUUGUUACAGCUAGCCACAAAAACAAGACUUGUAUCAAAAAAGUGUUUUGUUGAGGGGAAUGGAGCAAUCAAACUAGUCAGACAGGAAAUAUAGCAACACCCUUUAAUCUGUAUUACUUGUUCUUCACAAUUUUUUCAGACUUGAUUCAUAAAUUUUCUGCAAAACGUUGCUACCUAGAUGGUGGUAUUUCUCAGUUUAAACUUUAGUUAAUUUGACACUUGUCUGUAACCUAAAUCACCUCCUGCUUACAUUUUUAUUGUAUUAUUUACCAUAAUGAAUUUCUAAUUUGUUCAUUCUUCGGUAGGUAUCUAAUUUGGACUUACUUUUAGACUCACAUCUACAUUUUUUGGAAGUAUGUAUGGAUGAUUGUUUACUAGCUAGUCCUGAUCUAUUAAGUUUAGUUGGAAAAUUAUCUGUAGCCUGUGUAACGUUUGCUAAUUUUAUCCAACACUUGGCGUUCUCUAUAACAGGAGUCAAUUUAUCAUCAUCUGGAGAUAAUGAUCAAUGUAUUGUUUAUUUAUCGCGGCAUAGUAAUGAUAUGGAAAAGCCUUUCCUACACGAUCCAACACCGUCAUCAAAUUUAGGUCGAACAAAGAAUGAUUUAAAAUAUGCACCUCGUGAAUCUACCACUAGUUCAGUAGAAUCUAUGAUGACAAAGGUUACUAGAGAAGAGUUUGGUAGAAUGAGUUUGUCAGAUGAUAUGGCUAAAACGGUUACAAACUUUGAUACAAAUUUCAACAGAAUGUUAGUUGAACUGCUUGAAAAGAUCAAACAAUAUGCUAAGCAUCACAGUAAACUGUUAAGUCUAGUAUCAAGACUCGAUUUCAAUGAAUUUUACACUGAAUUUGCUAUGCAGUAUGAUCAGAGCGAGCGAUCUUCUGAAUCACCUGGUGAUCAUGAACCGUCUCUUGAUAAAGAUACCCUUGUCGAACACAAAUCAGUACCACAAACAAACUCGGAAUCCGACAAUGAGGAUUAUAUAUAAUAUAGAAUUUGUAUUUUCAGUUUCUUUGGAUAAAUUAUUUUCUAUGUAUUCCACUUCUAACGGUUCUUGAUAUUAAACUUUCGUAUUUUUAGUGUUAUUAAUCUUAAUUCCAAAUUCACCAUAUCAUUUUUGUUUACUGAUCACAUUCACGUAAACAUUAUGCCGUAUAUGUUUCUUCUUAGUACGAUACAUCACCGAUAAUCCAGGUGGUGCUA